GUCUGCAAGGAAGCACUGAGUGCGCCGGAGAUUUGAGUGACGGGCUGUCAGGUUCCGUUGCCAUGGGGCUCCCGGGCUACGUUCCAGUGUUGCUGGUGCUGAGCACCUCUUGCUUCCAAGCGUCUGCCCUGGUGCCCCUGGUGCUCAGUACCUGGGGCUUUGCAGACGCUGCACGGCGAGCAUGGAGCACUCUUACCUCUGGGGGUUCAGCACUGGAUGCAGUGGAACAAGGAUGCAGACAGUGUGAAGCUCAGCAGUGUGACGGCACUGUGGGAUAUGGAGGAAGCCCGGAUGAACGCGGGGAGACUACACUGGAUGCAAUGAUUAUGAAUGGUAACACAAUUGAGGUUGGAGCAGUUGGAGGCCUUCGAAGGAUUAAAAGUGCGAUCAGUGUUGCUCGAGCAGUGAUGGAACACAGCACUCAUUCACUGUUGGUGGGGGAGUCAGCAUCAAUUUUCGCUCAGGAUAUGGGGUUCCUCAGUGAAGAUUUGACAACAAACAGAUCCCUGCUCUUGUACUCAGAGUGGCUACGCAAAAACUGCCAGCCCAAUAACUGGAAGAAUGUCUCGCCAAAUCCUGAGACUUCUUGUGGACCAUAUAAACCAGUCAAGGUGCUUGGGUCAAAACAGCAUAUGAUGCCAAGACAGCGAGUUAACCUACACAACCAUGACACCAUUGGUAUGAUUGCAAUUGAUAAGCUUGGAAAUAUUGCUGCAGGGACAUCCACUAAUGGUCAAAUUCAUAAAAUCCCAGGCCGUGUAGGGGAUUCACCAAUAGCUGGGGCAGGUGCUUACGCUGACAGCACAGCUGGAGCUGCAGCUGCCACGGGAGACGGCGAUGUCAUGAUGCGAUUUCUUCCAAGCUACCAGGCAGUGGAAUACAUGAGAAUGGGGAUUGAACCAACCACAGCUUGCCAGAGAGCUAUUGGAAGAAUCCAAAAGUACCAUCCAACUUUUUUUGGUGCCAUGAUCUGUGCCAACAUGACUGGGAGUUACGGUGCUGCAUGCAGUAAAUCUCCAGGAUUUGAUCGGUUUCAUUUUAUGGUUUACAAUCCUGCAAAAGGCUCAGAACAAACAGUGGACUGUAUUUAAUACUGCUCAGGUGCAUCAAUUGCAAAAGACUUUGAAGACUUUAAGAUACAAAUUAUUUGAAAUCAAUUGUAUUUUUAUAUGGUUGGGUUUUAAUUAUUGUUUGACAAAUAUCCCUUGAAGAACCUUGGAACAAUUUGCUAUGUUAAAGGCACUAAGUAAAUAAUUUUUGAUCUAAAUGCCAAACAGCAAAGUUUCAACUGCAAUCUGCUAAAAUGUUGAUAAUGAGCUGCAGAAAUUGAGCUUUGUCUGAUUUGCUAAUUAAAUAUGCACAGAUUAAGUGUCAAGGAUUUUAGUGAUGUACGGAACAUUUACUUUGUUUACAAUUUGUGCUUGUACACUGGAAAAGGCCAUGCCAAAAUACUUUUUUAAACAAGUUGACUCCUUGUUCACACUUUAAAACUUAGCUAUCUGACAAACAGAAUUAUAGAAUUUCUUUUUACAGAGCUGAAAGCCAUAGAAAGAAAAAAUUAUGAGGUCCAAUCAAAGUGUGACAUUUCAUAUCAUAUAUUGUCUGGAGAAUUACAGUUUUACAGAAUUACAGCUUUAUUCUGCCUUUUUUAUGUUUGAUCAUUUGUUAAUGUCACUGAUCGUUGAAAGAUCACAGGAUGAAAGGAGGUCAUUCAGCCCAUCAUAUCUACCAGUUCUAUGUAAGAACUAAUAGGCUAGUCCCAUUCCCCCACCCUCUCUUCUGGCCUUCAAAUACUUUCCCUUUUGAUACUGAUCCAGCUCCCUUUUGAACGCUACAAAUGAAUUUGUCUCCACUCAUUCUCCGCCAGUGCAUUCCAGACCUGACCGUCACCACUAAUUUCAUGUAGAAAUAUUCCCUCGUGUCACUUUUGGUUAUUUUGUCAAUCCUUGUUUUGUUCAUCCCUCUACCUAUGGGAACCAUUUCUAUCUACCCAUUCUGUUAAUACCCUUCUUAUAUAUUUACACUGUGCUGCAUAGUUUCUAGAAAAUAACACCACAUGAUUGUUGCUGGAGAACACUAUGGAAUUGGUUUGCACCCUUGUAGCUGCAAUUGUGGUGCAGCUGUUAUACUGCACUUUUGGGCCCAAAUCACUUUCAGGUUUAUUUACAAUGCAGCUGUCAGCUUGACUGCAUUCCGCAGUUCUAGUUCCACCCUUUCUGGCAUUGCCGAAUGCCCACUGCUGUGAACUGUGAACCAGAGUUUUGCAUUUACCAGUGCUGAAUAAGCUGUACUAUAUUUAUUGAAAUAAUUGGAACAUUGGGCCUUGCGUACAAAAAAUACUAAUAGUAGUUCCUUUGAUCCUGCUCCAGCCAUUAUGGCAGAUGGUAAAAAGAUCAACAGAAAUAGUUGGAAUAUUUAAUAUUUUAACAGAAUUAUAUGUGCACAGUCCUGAUUAAAGCCAAUGAGAUAUGAGGAUAGUUUUGCUCUUGUACGUGUCCUGAUAAUGCUAGUCUACUUUGGUUCUCUUUGUGAUUCUAUAGAAGCUACCUCCUUCUGGUCUCUAACUGAGAAUAAGGCGAUUGCAUCAUUCAUCAUUAAUGGUAAUUGGUUUAUUAUUGUCCCACAUACCGAGAUACAGUGAGGAACUUUGUUUUCAUGCCAUUCAGACAGAUCAUUCCAAAUGUAAGUACAUCGAAGUAGUGCUAAGGGAAAAGCAAUAACAGAAUGUAGAAUGUAGAGUUACAGUUACAGAGAAAGUGCAGUGCAGUGAGACGAUAAGGUGCAAAGGCCAUGAUGAAGUAGAUUUGUUUUCAAAGUUCAGAAACCCAUAUGAUUUCUAGUGCCAACAGCAGUUCUGGCCUUCUAAUUUCAGUUCCUUUGUAACUACAAGGUGAAAAUUUGAAUAAACUUUUUCACAACC
This is a messenger RNA of Pristis pectinata (smalltooth sawfish), 2920 nucleotides long. RefSeq names its product N(4)-(Beta-N-acetylglucosaminyl)-L-asparaginase-like. The coding region runs from base 63 to 1091 and encodes 342 amino acids. Gene Ontology annotation, biological process: protein deglycosylation. The record is from RefSeq and is a predicted model, not a curated record. Gene Ontology annotation, cellular component: lysosome. NCBI's taxonomy places the organism in Eukaryota, Metazoa, Chordata, Chondrichthyes, Rhinopristiformes, Pristidae. The transcript has 9 exons. Gene Ontology annotation, molecular function: N4-(beta-N-acetylglucosaminyl)-L-asparaginase activity.